Molecule: messenger RNA, 2002 nt
Organism: Panicum hallii
Lineage: Eukaryota; Viridiplantae; Streptophyta; Magnoliopsida; Poales; Poaceae
Product: hydroxymethylglutaryl-CoA synthase-like
Exons: 13
Coding region: 280-1674 (464 amino acids)
Biological process (GO): acetyl-CoA metabolic process
Molecular function (GO): hydroxymethylglutaryl-CoA synthase activity
Source: RefSeq, a predicted model, not a curated record
CCCAUGGUCCAUGGAGGCCGACUCCCUCCUACCACCACACAACACCCCCCAAGUCCCGAGUCCUGAGAAGAAUCGCGAAAAAGAAAAGGAAAAGCGGCGCUGCCGAGAGCGGAGAGCCCGAGCCCAGUAUAUAUACGGGCGGCGCCGAGGAGCCGAGGAGAGUAGUAGUGGUAGACCACGCCCAUCCCGCAUCUCUGCCUGCGAUCCGCUCUUGUAGGCUGCCCCCAUCCGCUCCUUCCUCCCACUGCUUCUUCGGUUCCGGCGGCGGCGGCGGCAGAGAUGGCGUCGGGGGCCAAGGACGUGGGCAUCCUCGCCAUGGACAUCUACUUCCCGCCCACCUGCGUGCUCCAGGAAGAGUUGGAAACUCAUGAUGGCGUGAGCAAAGGGAAAUACACCAUUGGGCUUGGGCAGGAUAGCAUGGCAUUUUGCACUGAAGUUGAGGAUGUUAUUUCAAUGAGCUUGACAGUGGUGAAGUCCCUCCUGAAAAAUUAUAACAUUGACCCGAAGUGCAUUGGACGUUUGGAAGUUGGCAGUGAAACAGUAAUAGACAAGAGCAAGUCUAUAAAGACAUGGCUGAUGCAAAUUUUUGAGGAAUAUGGCAACACUGAUAUUGAAGGAGUUGACUCCUCAAAUGCAUGCUAUGGUGGAACAGCUGCGUUGUUUAAUUGUGUUAACUGGGUUGAAAGCAACUCAUGGGACGGGCGUUAUGGACUUGUUGUUUGCACAGACAGUGCGGUUUACGCUGAAGGUCCGGCUCGUCCUACUGGUGGUGCAGCUGCUAUUGCAAUGUUGAUUGGACCAAACGCUCCUAUUUGUUUUGAAAGCAAAUAUAGGGGAUCUCAUAUGGCCCAUGCAUAUGACUUUUACAAGCCUGAUCUUGCUAGUGAAUAUCCGGUGGUUGAUGGAAAGUUAUCACAGACAUGCUACCUUAUGGCAUUGGAUUCCUGCUAUAAUGUAUUUUGUAAAAAGUAUGAAAAGCAUGAGAGAAAGCAAUUUUCAAUUUUUGAUGCAGAUUAUGUUGUAUUCCAUUCUCCAUACAACAAGCUUGUACAGAAAAGCUUUGCUCGUUUGUGCUACAACGAUUUCUUGAGAAACUGCAGCACGGUUGAUGAAGAGUCUAGGGGAAAAUUGGCACCCUAUGCUGGUUUGUCAUCUGAGGAAAGCUACCAGAGUCGAGACCUUGAAAAGGCAUCCCAGCAAGUUGCGAAGAAACUGUACGAGUCCAAGGUUCAACCAACAACAUUGAUCCCAAAACAAGUUGGGAAUAUGUAUACAGCAUCACUCUAUGCCGCUUUUGCUUCAGUUAUCUAUAAUAGACAUGAAACUCUGGCAGGCCAGAGGAUUGUUAUGUUUUCAUAUGGAAGUGGCUUGACAUCAACAAUGUUCUCUUUCAAAAUUAAUGAAGGCCAGCAUCCAUUCAGUCUGCUAAACAUUGCAAACAUACUGGAUGUUUCCGAGAAACUGGUGGCAAGACAUGUGGUUCCCCCGAAGAAAUUUGUCGAGACACUGAAAUUGAUGGAGCACCGCUAUGGGGCGAAAGAUUUCGUGACCAGUCAGGACACAAGUUUGCUUCCUGCAGGCACAUAUUUUCUCACCCACGUCGACUCCAUGUACCGAAGGUUCUACGCCGUGAAAGACGACGGUGUCACCACUGCAGUGUCCAAUGGCCACUGAUUUGUCUUCAGCUUGAAGCUGCAGCAAGUCAAAAACAGAGGCAGGUGUAUUAAGCAUGCGAGUUUUCUUAGAUUAUCUGUUAGGAGGGGAAGCUGGAGGCUGGAGCUUAGAUCAAUCUCCAGUCCUAAGGUUGUAAAGUUAGUUGGAGCUACGCGAUUGUUGUAAUGGUUGCUUAGUAAAAAUGCUUGCUUAGCAGGAAUCGCAGUGCCUGCGAAAUUCAGAUAAAGCACACUGCUGGUAUGUAAGAAUUCUGAAUAAUCUGCCGAUGAACUGUUGGAGCAAGUUAUGCUGUUGAAAUGGAUGAUUACCUGUACUAAUACGUAAUACA